This is a messenger RNA of Danio aesculapii, 3202 nucleotides long. Its product is annotated as galaxin. The coding region runs from base 916 to 2331 and encodes 471 amino acids. The transcript has 11 exons. Lineage: Eukaryota; Metazoa; Chordata; Actinopteri; Cypriniformes; Danionidae. The record is from RefSeq and is a predicted model, not a curated record.
GGUGUGCGCAUACGCAGCAACUUAGCCUGGAAGUGUAAAGCAAGGAACACUUACACACCCACCUACAGUGGAUACAAUGUUGACUGAGCAACGAGGGAAAGUAUUUUAUGACUGUGUGGUAGCGUGAUUUGGUCUUUGUACUAGUACACAGCUUUUUUUGUCAUGUUGUGUAUCUUACUUGGCGUUUGUUUGAUGUUAUUAUAAAAGCCUUUGUUUUGUUUCCGUUCAGACGUGCUCUGUUUUGUUGAAUGUGAUUCCGAGUAGAGUUCUGCUAUUUCUUUAGCGAUCUAUCAUUGUAAGUUGUCACUCAAUAUUUCGUUGCAGAAUGGCUUUAUGUGGGCGCAUAUUUUGUCUUCGGAAAUGCUGCAUAUGGCAAUAAAGUUAUAGUUUUAUGCCUGUAUUUGUUUGGAACUGCUUCAACAUUCUACAUUCUUAACCGAACGAAAAAAUGCAGUUUUAAACAAGGCUUGUUGGAGUAACAGCUAAUUUAUUUGAACAAAUAAGCCUGCUACAGUCAAAACUGGCAAGAACCGAUAACUAGAGUCGAAACUUGAGAACUUGGAAAAUGUUUUCACACGUGACACAGACCAUUUUCAUGUGCUUUGUAGUCUGUUUGUAAACAGUGAUCGGUUGGGGUAGAAAUUCAACAAAAAUGGAAAGCAUUUUUAAUUUACCAUUUGUAAAAAUCUUAUUUAUUUUAUCAUUUGCUUAGUGACCGCUAGAAUAUUUAUGCCCAUUCACUUUUUCGACUCUCUUAUGGAAGUUUUUUUUGUUUGUUUGCUUUUGUUUUUGUUUUUUAGGGGUUCUUUAUUUAGAAAUUGUGAAAGUAAUUGCUGUAGGCUAUCUCAGAACUAAAUAAAGCCAGGAAUCUGCCACCAUGACAGGGGGAAGCAUAACACAGGUUUUAGUGGCGAGAUGGAAGGCAGCAAUAAUCUUCACUGUUGUGGAAAUCAGUCUUACAACAUCUUAAAAAGCUCCUGCUGCAACGGUAGGACUAUACCUGGUAAUUUAACUCGGGGAUUAAGCCAGGUUGUGACUUACUGCUGUGGUUCUGUAGCCUACAAUCCCCUAAAUGAGAUUUGCUGUAAAGACAGAAUUUUCAUUCGAACUAGUGCUCACACUAAAUGCUGUGGCAAGGACCCUUACCAAACAAAGAAUCGUAUAUGUUGUGGUGAUGUAUUGCUGAAUAAACAACAAAAGAAGAAGAAUUGUUGUGGAAAGGAACUAUUUGACAAAGAGGCCAACUGCUGCUGUCCCCUAGACCUAAAAAUAAAGCCCAAAAGUGAUCCUUGCUGUCAGACUAAAGCAGUUGAAAUACCUAAAUCCCCACAAUGCUCUCAGGCCUCUGGACUUGAAAAAACUACAACAGCACCCAACAAUAUCACAGGGAAUGGUGGAUCCUAUGAUCCUCAGACACAAAUUUGUUGCUCAGGGCAACUGUACAAAAAGUCAUCAGAAUUUACUAAGUGCUGUGGUAAACAUCUUUACAGUUUCUCAGAGGGAAACGUUCUGUGUUGUAAUGGAAUCCUGCAUCUAGAUAUGCCUGAGAAGUCAGAAUGUGUUGGGGGUGUUGUAUAUUCUCCAAAAAACACUACAUGCCAUCUGCCUGUUCGUCCCAACCUUGGCGAGCACUGUUGUGGAAAUCAAACCUUCGAUCCUCUUAUCCAUAUUUGCUGUAAUGGACACAGACACUACAAGAAAAAUGGUAAUUUCUGUUGUGGUUCCAAAGUCUAUGACCACCACAACUCGUCCUUGAGGUGCUGCUCUGAUCAUCUUUACAGCACAUCUGGUGGGGAAGUAGAGUGCUGUGGAAACCUCUUGCUGGAAAAAAAUAAGAAUCAAAUUUGCUGUUCCUCCUCAACCCUGGCCAUUAAAUAUGUCACCAAAUCGAAUCACCAUUGCUGUGGGCAUUACUACUACAACACGUCCAUCUGGAGUUGCUGUGCUGAACACCUUAAACCAACACCGGAGUGUCACACCCCUCUUGCAGACUACAGGCCUAAACCACUAAUGGAGCUGAUCCCAGACAUAUGCAAUAAAACAGUGUUCCUUGGAAAAGUGGAGAGCAUGACCCUUAACACCUCUCGGCGUCAUGUUCUGUUGCAAGUUGUUUGGCAGGUCAAUUUGAAGUUGGGAAAUGUCACCAAAGACUCUUGGCUUCACGUUUUCAUGGAUCACUGCAGCACUCCUGUCAUUGAGAACGGCAUGAUCUACCUUUGGGAGAAAAAGGGCGAUGUGUACAAGCCUCUGUCUCACCCUGUUGACCUAGCUUCUGACAUUCACAUGUUCUAUUUUUUAUGCUACCAACUUAAGGAUCACAAAAAUGGAUAGAAAUAUGGAAUGAGGUCCGUCGUGAGAUUUCUGACCCCAGUAAGUGAAUGGCCACUGUAUUUGAAAGUUGAACAUUUAUUUCAACCUUAAAUCAAAUAAACAAGUGUCAGUUAUUGUAGGCAAGAUUAUGGCAGAGGCAUCCCGCGUUGCACAUCUGUCAUUGUUGCCUACGAUGAGCUGAUCUUGUUUGGAGUGAUCCAAAAAGCUAUUUAAUCAGUAACAACAAACUCAGUAUAUCGAGUUCUCAUACAAACAUUAUAUAAGCAUUUUUCUUGUACUGUAUUUUUAUAUAUUAUCAGUCUCAGGUCUAUCAAAUUUCUGUUUUAUGUUUUAACAAUUUGACAAGUCUAAAAGACUAAGUGCUAUAGUUUAAAAGGUGCUUUUAAACUUAAUUGUUGUUUUAAAGAAUGUGCUUUUUACUAACACACACAAAGUUAUUUUCUGCAUAUUUGUUUGAUAUCUUACUUUUUUGACAGCAAUAAGCUUGGAGCUGAGUAUUUCUCGUUUUACUUCUUUUCAUUGAAUGAAAGAUGAAUAGGUUUGUUACUACUAGCCAAACAUUGGUUUUCGUUUACUAAUAGUCCAAAUGUCAACAUUUUUAAUGAGAAAUCUUCAAAUGCCUUUUUUUCUUAGUCUCAAGUCUUGGUUCACUGAUAAAUUUGCACUAAAAUGUAUUUUUGUAGGUAAGUUUACAAUUUUGGAAUGUAGAUGUGCGAAGACAAACUAUGUAUUAAUGUGCAAUUGGACCUGUUGUGAAUCUCACUGAAUUUUUUGUGAAGGUCUCCAGUAUUUACAAAUACAAACGUAGGAAUCUACACUACAUAAUUAAUAGUAAAUGAGACCAAUUGUAUGCAAAACAGAUACUUUAUUU